Messenger RNA from Ilex paraguariensis (yerba mate), 1851 nucleotides. The record is from the annotation of a GenBank genome assembly. NCBI's taxonomy places the organism in Eukaryota, Viridiplantae, Streptophyta, Magnoliopsida, Aquifoliales, Aquifoliaceae.
AUGCACCCUUCUGAAUCAAGAAGCUUACAAUUACAGUUCUUAGACGCCAUCUGUCUCCCAGUAUUUACUGGAACUCGUAUUGAAGGAGAAGAAUGUACCACUUUAAAAGUAGCUUUAAUUGAUGCUCUUUCUGGGGAAUUUGUUUCCAGUGGGCCUGAAGCCGCAGCAAAGGUGGAAAUAGUAGUACUUGAGGGAGAUUUUGAUGGUGACGAAGGAGACAACUGGUCACUUGAAGAGUUUAAGAAUAAUAUCGUUAGAGAAAGGGAAGGGAAGAAACCCCUUCUUAGUGGGGAUGCUCUUUUGAAUCUUAAAGAGGGCAUUGGUUUGGUGGGUGAGAUUUCUUUCACAGAUAAUUCCAGCUGGACAAGGAGUCGUAAAUUCAGGCUGGGAGCAAGAGUUGUAGAAAAAUUUGAUGGAAUCAGAGUAAGAGAAGCAAAGACUGAAUCCUUCAUUGUCAGGGAUCAUCGUGGAGAAUUGUACAAGAAGCACCACCCCCCAUCUCUUCUGGAUGAAGUAUGGCGGCUAGAAAAAAUUGGCAAAGAUGGAGCUUUUCACAAGCGGUUGAGUAAAGAAAAAGUCUACACAGUGAAGGAUUUUUUGACUUUACUGUUCCUAGACCCUACAAGGCUUCGAAAUAUCCUUGGGACAGGUAUGUCUGCUAAAAUGUGGGAAGUUGCAGUGGACCAUGCUCGGACAUGCGAAAUUGAUAAGAGGUGCUACUUGUACUGUCCUUCUGGAUCUCAACACAAGGCUGGUGUAGUUUUCAAUGCUGUGGGGCAGUUGAUGGGAAUUCUUUCAGAUUGCCAAUAUAUUGCCACUGAUAAGCUAUCUGAAACGNACCCCCCAUCUCUUCUGGAUGAAGUAUGGCGGCUAGAAAAAAUUGGCAAAGAUGGAGCUUUUCACAAGCGGUUGAGUAAAGAAAAAGUCUACACAGUGAAGGAUUUUUUGACUUUACUGUUCCUAGACCCUACAAGGCUUCGAAAUAUCCUUGGGACAGGUAUGUCUGCUAAAAUGUGGGAAGUUGCAGUGGACCAUGCUCGGACAUGCGAAAUUGAUAAGAGGUGCUACUUGUACUGUCCUUCUGGAUCUCAACACAAGGCUGGUGUAGUUUUCAAUGCUGUGGGGCAGUUGAUGGGAAUUCUUUCAGAUUGCCAAUAUAUUGCCACUGAUAAGCUAUCUGAAACGGAAAAGGCAUGUUCCCCUGUCGCAAAAUUGUUAUGUUUCUUUUUUGCUGCUGACGCCCACAACUCGGUAAUUUCUGCGUUUAGAAACUUCGAGGAUGUAGUCUCUUUUGAUGAUGAGGCCUCUCUUACGGAUGGCCUUUUGCCCAUGUCCAAUGGUCUUUACCCCUCAAAUUCAGCCAUCACAGGGAGUUCUGAUGGCAAUAAGGAUUUGGCAUCCGAAAAAGUGGGCAAAUCUGAUUGUAUGCAGCUAAGUGCCUCUUCCCCAGACAUCAUGCCAUCCAUCUAUUCCAUUGGGGGUGUUAGCUUGGAUGAUUAUGGGUUGCAAAGCAUUGACUCCAUGGAUGUUAUGUUCGACCAACCUUUGAGUUUUCCAAGCCAAGUGGCGAACCCUUUGAUCAUUGGCACUGACUCCAUCCCACAAGACUUCUGUGAGGAUGAGCAGCUUCAGUAUUUUGAUUCUGACUUUUCCCUUCAGAAUGCGAGUCUCGAACCACAUUCUGAUCUACAAUGUGUUGUUAAUGACUUUAUUUUGGCUCGUUCUACAGCUUUUGCCAUAGAUAAAGCUAAGAAGCGAUGGACAAUGUUGUUUGGGGUACUGAGAUGGUUUUCAAUAACGAAGACUGUGGCAAGAAAAAUUCGUUUUCGACAAAAGCAGAGAUACUGUUAG